Molecule: messenger RNA, 1458 nt
Organism: Trichomonas vaginalis G3
Lineage: Eukaryota; Parabasalia; Trichomonadida; Trichomonadidae
Product: fatty-acyl-CoA binding
Exons: 1
Coding region: 1-1458 (485 amino acids)
Molecular function (GO): protein binding
Source: RefSeq, a predicted model, not a curated record
AUGAGUGAAUUCCCUUAUGACGUACUUAUGAAUUCUGCGAAAGAAUACAAUGAUAUUUUGUGCAGAUUAUUUAGGUUACAUACAUCAAGUGAUAGCGAUAUCGAGGCUUUUUUCAAAGAAUUAGAUAAUCAAAUUUCGAAGUACAUUGAAGGUUAUUAUGGAUUUGAUUUUCUUGAUAUAAUUUCAAAUGCGGCCAAAGGGAAUAAUCGAUAUGUCAAGUCAUACUUGACUUUGAUGAGUAGAUUUGUUCAAAAAUAUCCUCAAUAUCAUCGGAAAGGGAUUUCAUCAAUUGGUGAAUACAUUUUAGAUAAAUAUUUUUGGAUUAGAUUAUCUGAACCAAAUCAAACAAAAAUCAGUCACUUAUUAAAAUCACUUAUUUAUGAUGAUGUGAAAUUACUUGCUCCUCUCACAGAAGAAGACAAAUUUUCUCAUACUGAUAGCAUUGAAUUUAAUGACUUUCCAUGUGUGGAAAAACAAUUAUCUCUACUUGAAACAUGUUGUUAUUAUGGCUCAGUUAAUUGUUUCAAGUUUUUGAGAACAAAAUUCUCUGCAGAAAUCACAGAAUUAUGUCUUCAACUUUCAUUUUUAGGAGGAAAUCCUGACAUUAUGAGUGAAUGUUUGAAAUACCACAAGCCAGAUAAGAAAUGCAUGCAAUAUGCAAUCAUGUCUCACAACAUAGAUUUCGUUACAUUUCUCAUGAACGAACAUGAAAUUCCAAUCGAUGUAGACUAUUGCAUAAAAUACGAUAAUAUCCAAGCAUUUUUAAUUCACUAUGAUCAAACAAAUGAUAUCAAAGGAUUCAUAGCUAAAACUAUUGAAUACCCUUUUGUUUGUGAAUUCAUUCUUUCUUCAUUGCCUGAAAUCGAUAAAAAAUACCAAGGAGUUCUUUACUGUGCUAAAACAAUUUUAACUAAUCGCUAUAACUACACUAACGAAGAAUAUUAUGAUUUCAAAGAUGAUUCCGGAAAAACAAUUUUACAUUAUGCUGCAAUAUAUUUUCGUGAUAUAGAUCUUGAUUAUUAUGAUGAUUUUGAUUUUCCGUCUUCAUCUCUCUUCAACAUGCAAGACAAUGAAGGGAAAACUGCUCUUCAUUAUGCAGCAAUUAAUGGUAACAUGAAUUUUGUAAAGUUUUUUGAUGAAAGCGCAGAUUUUGAAAUAAGUGAUAAUGAAGGGAAGAUACCUCUACAUUAUGCAGUAAUAAGUGGUAAUGUGGAAAUGGCAUUAGAAGUCAUAAAAAAUACCCAAAAUAUAAGAAAAAGAGAUAACAAUUCGAAGUUUCCUCUUCAGUAUGCCAUAAAUGAUUCAAGAAUAUUCGAAUACCUUGUUUUUGAUUAUUCAACACUAAACCAGUAUUACGAACUAGAAGAUGCUUUGAAAUGCUAUCAAGGUGCAAAUACAAAGAUAAAAAGUUUUAUUUCGGAUUGGGAAUGUGGCUUUUGGGUUCCUGGGGAUGACUAA